This is a messenger RNA of Apis dorsata (giant honeybee), 1227 nucleotides long. RefSeq lists its product as uncharacterized. The transcript has 8 exons. NCBI's taxonomy places the organism in Eukaryota, Metazoa, Arthropoda, Insecta, Hymenoptera, Apidae. Bases 253 to 1143 code for a protein of 296 amino acids. The record is from RefSeq and is a predicted model, not a curated record.
AUUCUAAUUUGUAAUUUAUUUUAUUUUAUCAUUCGUUUAUUAGCUGCAAUUGGAUUCAAUAAACGAGAUGUAAAACGUUUCACAUUCAAACAGAAAAAGAAACAUUUGAAACACAAAAACAGAAGUAAAAAUUCUAGACACAAACAUGAGUCUGCAGAAGAGGAAUCGAUUAUCAUCCCUCUUCCCUUUCUGGACGAUGAUGUAUUGCCAAAUAGUAUCGCUUUACCAUUUAAGAAAGAUACCUUGCAGUCCAUGUACAGUGAACGAUCGACUUUUGCAUUGGUUAAAUACUACAUAGCUAGCGUGAAGUGCAUUACUGCGAAGUCGAAAGAAAAAACUGAUCUGGAAAAUUUUAAUCAGGAUUUUUACGAUUGGCUGCAGCAAUCCGUUGUACGACAUCUCGAUGAUGAAAAAUGGUAUCCAGCGUUUGGCGGCGUACUGAGGGUAAUAACCUCAUUGGAGGACGCUGGUACGAUACUUUUCCUUAUUUGCAAUUUUCCAAUGUACGACGUUCUUGUAAUUCAUCGUUUUUCCAUGUCAGGUGCGGGUCUCGCGAAAGGAAGAAAAAGCGGUACCUAUCAAGUGAUGCCCAAAUUAGGCUCGUCAUCGACUGCAAUGCCGGAAGAUGUGUCACCUUUGUAUAAAGAGGAGGAAACGGAAGUCACGCUUGGUACGACAGAAUUAAUAUCGAUUGCCGUAGUGAGCGCAUUGUUGGUAUGGUUAUUAGUGGGACUGAGCUUGGUCUGCUACAGAUUCCUCAUAAGAAACUCGGAUGAAUGUAUCCCGUGUGAACCUGAUCCUGCAGUUGCUGUUUUGUACGAAAAUAAAGAUUAUUGUGAACCCGAUACGUGUACAAAAGCGCCUCGUAAAGGAUAUAUAGUGAAGAUAGUGGAUUGUUUAAAAAGCAGAUUUCAUUGCAAAACUCGGGAUCAAUUAGACGAGGAGCGUUGUUUAGCUGCAAUUAGUUAUACUAGUAAAGAUACGAUCGAUGUUAGUAGUAGCAGAAGUUAUCAGAAAAGAAAAAUAACUAAAUCGGUUUCAGCGGCAUUAUCAAGUUACCGAAAGGAACGUGUACCCGUCAGAAAAGUAUAUUAUAGCUCAGAUGGCUCAUUAACUACGGAGAGUGUUUGCAAACAGAGAUAAUAAGAAACUACAAGUUUUCAUUUAUCUUUUAAUAUCUAUACAUUUUUUAGUAUGUAUGAUGUAAUAAAUACUGUCAAUUACAAA